This is a messenger RNA of Diprion similis, 3537 nucleotides long. RefSeq names its product trafficking protein particle complex subunit 11 (gene gry). The record is from RefSeq and is a predicted model, not a curated record. The transcript is spliced from 21 exons. Gene Ontology annotation, cellular component: cytoplasm. NCBI's taxonomy places the organism in Eukaryota, Metazoa, Arthropoda, Insecta, Hymenoptera, Diprionidae. The coding region runs from base 130 to 3414 and encodes 1094 amino acids.
GGCUUAAGAAAAAGUGGAAAUUGUCAUAUCUUGCAUGACCGUGGACUGCAGUGUACGCACAAACCAUUCUCAGAUAGAUUCUACUUGGAGCGUCUGUCCUGUUAUUCCGAUUUCUUGCCCUUCGAUUCCAUGUCAGAACUACCUGCAGAAUUGACAGCGAAGCCCUUGGCUUUAAUCGGCGUUACGGGAUUGGAUACAGUAAACAAUGCGAUUCACCGUUUGAUUUGGGAUGCUUUUAGCAAUAAUCGCCGGCCAGACAGUGCAGCUGUUCAAUUUAAACUAUUAAGCAAUGCACAUGAAUUUCCAACCGUUAAACCAAAGCGUAACUCCUACGAAUGGUACAUACCUAAAGGGAUAUUGAAACGGAAUUGGAUGAAUAAAUAUCUGAAUGACAUACCGUCCGUUGUUGUAAUAUUUUAUGAUUUGGAUUGGAAUGAUUCUAUGUGGAAUGAAAAGAAGAUCGAAUGUGCGUCAAGAGUUCAAUCCUUAAGAGCUGCUAUCGAGGGUAGAAGUACGAAGAUUGCUGUAGUUCUAGUACAGCAUGGAGCACCGCCACAACCAGGAGCUGAAGACGCCGCAACAACUGAGCGUGCCACAGCUUUAUGUGCUGCAUGUGAAUUGCCAGCUAAAUCGUUAUAUGUCUUACCUCAUGGCGAUCACUUGUUGGGUUAUACUCUGAGGUUGGAAAAUGCCUUCUAUGAUUUGGCACAAAAUUUCUAUCACCUGGAAGCCCGCAUCGUAAAAAAUCACAGAGAUCACCUGAACAAGACAACGCACCAAUACUUAUUUGUCCGGCAUCAGUUUAAAAUGGGAUUUCUAAAUGAAUUGAAACAGGAUCAGCAUAUGGCUCACAAACAUUAUCAGUUGGCGUACAAUAAUUUACUCGAUAUACGAAUGGUGGACACAAAUGCUCUGGAAAUAAAGACUGUCGCAAGCUUCAUAAAUUACAAACUGUGUCGUCUAAUGUUCAACUUAAAUCUUCCCCGUGAUGCUAUUUCGCAGUUUAGAGCUCACACAGAUCGUUUCAAAUUGAAAGUUGGUCCCAAAGAGCUAAUGUUUGAACAUCACGCGUGGAUGUCAGGACAAUUCUCCACGUUUGCAGAAUUAUUUGAUGAAGCCAUCAGGCAAGGUCUUCCUGCUGUUCAAACUCAGCAUCCAGGAUACUACUUUCAGCUGGCAGCUCAGCAUGCUACUCUGCGGCAAACCGCGUGUAGAGAUCUUUGCAAAGAUGUUAAUGAGUACCCCGAACCUGAUCCCUUGGCAGGCCAAGAAAAACUUGAAUAUUACGGUCAGAGACCAUGGCGUCCAGGAAAAUUGAGUGCCGAGCCCGCAGACAUGGCACGGGAAGCAGCGGCUAUUCAAGCUUUACAACACAAAGAGAAGACUACUGUUAAUCAUUCUAUGAUAAUCAUCGGUCUUUUAGGACAUGCAAUUUCCCAGUUUAAAACUUAUCGAUGUCCAAGAAUGCGUCGUCAUUUAGUUGUACAAAUGGCUGACGAGUAUUACAAUUCUCGAGAUUAUGGGAAAGCACUCACACUGUUGAUGCAUAUGCUAUGGGAUUAUCGAGGUGAACGAUGGCCAGGGCUGUUGACAGAUAUUUUGACAAAAGCUUUGCGGGCAGCGUAUCUAUCCACGAGCUUGCAAGACUACCUCACGUUAGCCUUAGAGGCACUGGGUCCAACAUCUUGCCUUCCAAAAGAUCAUCAAGUUGCAAUAUGUGCCAAUAUAUCAAAUAUAUUGCAGAAACACAUUCCCAACCCUGAACCACAUCUACCAGAAACAACUGCGGCCUUGGCAAUAGAAAAGUGGAAUAUUGUCGUGAAUAAAUCAGAACCAUUCAUUAUUACAAUUGAUGCCAAUAAUAUGGCAACAUUUAUGGAGGUUAAAGCUAGAUUCACGCAAAAAACGUACACAGUAAGAUCAAAUGUGACAAUUGAAGUAUUUAUUAGGAAUCUCUACCAUCAAAGUAUGGAGUUUUCCAAAGUAUCCGUAACUGUUAACAGUCCUGGUUACAGUUCAGAAUUUGCAGUAGGCGAUGUCCAAGAGAAGCCAGUGAUAUUUCAAGGGAAAGAAACUAAAAAAUUUCUGUGCCAAUUUCAAGCGCGGCAACAAGAUGUUAGCAAUGAAAUUCAGAUCAGUACGAUUUCUUUGUACCUGGGUAGCGACAGCAAUCGUUGCUUGAUCAUGCGAUUUUCGGCUCUCGGCGGGGAGAACAAUAUUUUUGAUCGAACAUAUCCUGAAAUACAACAAAUCCGUGGUAAUGUUCUUGAAUUCGACAAUAUGAGACCUGUAGUAAGCGCAGAAAUUGAACAGGAAGAAUCGAGUAUAAAAAUAGUAGCCGACUCAGCUACUCCUGGUCUACUAGGCGAAUGGCUUCCUAUCGAUAUAACUUUAUCUACUUGUGAGCCAGUUGCAAGUGCACGAUUAUCUAUCGUUUUGGUUUCGGAUGGAGGCAAUGAUCAGUCUACUGAAUUGAGUUUGUCAACGAAUAUCAAGCAAGAGGCAGGACCCAUAACAGUGGAUAUUCCAGUGAUUGAGAAGGAUCAAGCGAUACAUAAAGUAUUUUAUAUACGAGCCCACAGUAUUGGAAAUCGGAAUAUUACCAUGAAGGUUGAUUACUCUACUGUUGAGGAAGUGAAAUAUUCAAGAGAAAUCACCUACAAUCUACCAAUAGUGAAACCAUUUGAUAUCACAACACAAUUCUACACAACGUUGUUUGAACCAAUUAGUAAAGGCUUCAUUUACGAACCAUUUAUCAUGAUGCCGAAUGUAAUUUGCUCAGCCCCAUCUCCUAUUACAAUUAUUGGCACAUCCAUUGAACUGGGUGAUUCAAUGCAAAGGGAAGACGAAGAAGUCCAGGAAUCUGCUUUAUCUGGAAUCACGUUAUGCGAUGGCGAAGCUGGGUCAGAAGCGUACUGUGUUAUUCCGAAGGCAGGCAGCGAACAGCCGGCCAGCACCGGUGUAUAUACGAUCCAGUGGAGAAGAGCCAACAGUUUGACAGACUUAAUGACAAGUAGCAGUGUAACACUGUCACCUCUAUGGAUCGAAGAAACACCGGUUGGAUUGGUGGCAAAAUUGCCUGCACAUGGUUCAGUUCGAACCCCACUUUGCGUUUCCUACUAUCUCCGUAAUUAUUCCGAUUAUAUGAUUACCUUACAGCUGAUAAUGGAAGCCAGUGAUGCUUUCAUGUUUGCUGGACAAAAGCAGGUAGACGUUUGCAUAUUGCCCCAUGGAGAGCGGAAGAUUGAGUGGGUGCUACGCCCGUUAGUAGCUGGCUCAGUAGCCCUGCCCAUGUUAACCUUGGCUAUUCCUGCUGAAGAUGAUCAUAAGGUGAGCAGGAGCCGACUUGUUGAAAUGCUUGAACGGUCGUUACCAAGUCACAUUUAUAUAAUGCCUCAAUCACAGAGUGUAUAGGAAACUGUCGGUAUUUGCUGUAUUAGCAAAAUUGGUGGUAUAGAAUGGAAAAGAAGAUGUAAUGUCUCAUUUAGUAGUCUAUUACAUAAUCAAAAAUAUUUAUACAUACUGUACUAUAUACAU